CCGGGGGCAGCAAGUCGUCGGCCGCCGCGCUCGAGCCUCCGCCCGCACCGAGCAGCGGGACCCGGGCCGCACCGGGGAGGGGCCGCUCCGGGCCGCAGCGCGAGGGCAACGAGGGGCGGCGGGGACCCGGCACCGGGCGGGGCCGGCGGCAGCGACCAUGAUCGCUUUGUUCAAUAAACUGCUGGACUGGUUCAAGGCCCUGUUCUGGAAGGAGGAGAUGGAGCUCACGCUGGUCGGGCUGCAGUACUCGGGCAAGACCACCUUCGUCAACGUGAUCGCGUCAGGACAGUUCAAUGAAGACAUGAUCCCCACCGUGGGCUUCAACAUGCGCAAAAUCACCAAAGGGAACGUGACCAUCAAGCUCUGGGACAUUGGGGGACAGCCCCGUUUCCGCAGCAUGUGGGAGCGCUACUGCCGGGGAGUGAGUGCCAUUGUGUAUAUGGUGGAUGCUGCAGACCAGGAGAAGAUCGAGGCCUCCAAAAAUGAACUCCACAACCUACUGGACAAACCUCAGUUGCAGGGCAUCCCGGUCUUAGUCCUGGGUAACAAGCGAGAUCUCCCAGGGGCACUGGAUGAGAAGGAACUGAUAGAAAAAAUGAAUCUGUCUGCCAUCCAGGACCGAGAGAUUUGCUGCUACUCCAUCUCCUGCAAAGAGAAGGACAAUAUUGACAUCACCCUACAGUGGCUUAUUCAACACUCAAAGUCACGGAGAAGCUGAGACCGUGGCCCUUCUCCCUCCGACCAGGGACGGCAGUGAUCUAAACCUGAAGCCGAGCUCCCCGCCCACCCCAUCCCCCCAAACCCACCCCCCCUCACUCAGUGUGGGGACGGCCCUCUGGGGCUCCCAGAGACCCAUUCUGCUGAGGUUUGAACUCCUGUUUUUAUUGUAAAAUAAAUUGCCCCCCAACUGGGCCCCUAACCUCUCCCCCUUCUCUCCCUUCAUCCCUUCACCCAACCCUGCUUCCCUCCCACAGCCCCGGCUCCCCCUGGCCCACGCCUCGACUUCCCUUUUCAACACUCUCUGUUGUUGUCCUGUGUGUACAGUAUAUAUAUGUAUAUAUAUUUUAAUUUUUUAAUUUAAGCAAAGACUAAAAUCAACCAUUUGAUGCUGCAGGGGCCAUUUAGGAUCUGGGAGGGGCCAUCUGGAGAGAAGGAGAGAGAUGCAGGGUGGGCUUGGGGCAAGUUCAGACCAGAAAGGCAGAGCCUGGCGCCUGGGUCAGGUAUCAGCCCAGGUUACUGGUGGCCACCCCCCGCACACCCCGGUCCUGUGUGUAUCUGUCUCCCAAUCGGGCUUGUCCCCACAGGGCUGCAAUGCCACAGGCAGGUGGGAACUUCUCUGCCCCCAGCCUUGGUAGGGCCACCAGGCACAACCAGGUGCCAGAGGCCACCAGGCCUAAGGGGCAGGAAAAUGGUGUCCAUGCUGCCCCAGCACCCUCUCCACCUGUUCCUGGUCCCUGGCUCCUGCCCCACCCAGGGCUCCCACCUCCACAGCCCACCUCAUUUUCUGUUCUCAUUUUGCAGAGUUGCACAAGGAGAGAACUCAGCAUGGGGGGUUGGUUCUUUGGGUUUGGUUUUUUUGUUUGUUUAUUUGUUUAAUUUAAUGAUUUGUAAAGUGAUGUUCCUCUUCCUUUUUUACACUUUUCAGCUCAUAUUUAACCUCUGUUUGGAAUAUGAUUCUUGUAACUACAUUUUUUUGCCUCCUAAUAAUGACAACAAUAAAUUACCAAUUUUGUGUU
Messenger RNA from Marmota monax (woodchuck), 1736 nucleotides. RefSeq names its product ADP ribosylation factor like GTPase 8A (gene Arl8a). Gene Ontology annotation, cellular component: lysosomal membrane. Gene Ontology annotation, molecular function: GTP binding; GTPase activity. NCBI's taxonomy places the organism in Eukaryota, Metazoa, Chordata, Mammalia, Rodentia, Sciuridae. Gene Ontology annotation, biological process: protein transport; anterograde axonal transport. The coding region runs from base 158 to 718 and encodes 186 amino acids. The transcript is spliced from 7 exons. The record is from RefSeq and is a predicted model, not a curated record.